Molecule: messenger RNA, 804 nt
Organism: Truncatella angustata
Lineage: Eukaryota; Fungi; Ascomycota; Sordariomycetes; Amphisphaeriales; Sporocadaceae
Product: nuclear transport factor 2
Exons: 6
Coding region: 186-557 (123 amino acids)
Biological process (GO): protein import into nucleus
Cellular component (GO): nuclear pore central transport channel
Source: RefSeq, a predicted model, not a curated record
GCCCGGAACCUGUUCAAGAAAUUGGGAGCCCCUCCAAAGCCGCAAUAAACUCGUCGCACGUCAACAUCAACAAACUUUUGAUUUGUUUCUGAAAGCCACUACUUCUGUCAUCAUCCUACAGAAUAAGCUCGACUACCACACCGAACCCCCCUGGUAUAUUCUCUAUAGCCUUUCAUACAGACAAGAUGGCUACCAACUUCGAGGAGGUCGCGAACCAGUUCGUCACAUUCUACUACAGCCAGUUCGACAGCGACCGAAAGCAGCUCUCUGCACUCUACCGUGAACAGUCUAUGUUGACUUUCGAGUCUUCGGCUACACAGGGCGCCGCGGCCAUUGUCGAGAAGCUUGCUGGCCUUCCAUUUCAGCAAGUCAAGCACCAGGUUGCCACCAUUGAUGCCCAGCCCGGCCUUAACGGCGGUGUUUUCGUCCUGGUCACUGGACAGCUUCUGGUCGACGAGGAGCAGCGCCCGAUGAGCUACACUCAAGCCUUCCAGCUCUUGCCCGAGGCCGGCUCUUUCUUCGUCUUCAACGACGUCUUCAAGCUGGUUUUCGCUUAAUUUAUCAUGCUGAGGAUUGCUGGAUUAGAAGUUUCUAUAUAUGAUCACCUACAAUGGGAUGGUUGAAUGAGCCAACAGUUGAAGAUCAAAAUUGCGUAGAAGAGAUACACAGGAUCACCACAUGAUACGAGAUGGUCUAUUGGAUGACAAACCCAUUUAGAGGGUACGUGCACCAACAGUUCCGGUCCAGGUAGCAGUGAAAAAUGACGAAUGAUACGAACACAAGUACAGGUCAGAAGUUCAAUUC